Molecule: messenger RNA, 5312 nt
Organism: Salmo salar (Atlantic salmon)
Lineage: Eukaryota; Metazoa; Chordata; Actinopteri; Salmoniformes; Salmonidae
Source: RefSeq, a predicted model, not a curated record
CCCCCCUUUUCGUGGCGCCUCCUGUUUAUCGUCCAGCUAAAAGAUGGCGUUAGCGGCUAGCUAAAACGAUUAUUCUUCGUUUGAUUGAAUUAAUUAUGUCGAUGGGAAUAAUUAGUCAUUGCAAAUACUUUAUUACUCUUGAGAUGGGACUUAAAAACAUAGAUUAUAGCACUUGUGUUCGCACUAUAACGCACCGUGAUUGUUUGUUGGGCCUUCUCGCAUACAGAGGCCUGUUUUUUUAAGGAGUGGACGAGAGGUUCACAAACGUCAACUCCCAGCAGCAUUGCUGAGAAGUGGGGUCAAAGGUCCCCCUGUCAUCCUCCAUGUCAUCACUUUCUGUCUGAAGUGACUUGUUAGUGAGGAUAAGCAGAAGAGCAGGUGGGUUGGAGACAAUUAGUGGCAUGAUGGCGUCAAAGCUAGUGCCAGGGAUCCAGAAACAUGGGACAUGGGCAGGCAACCCCAGAGAAGUGUCCUCAGCCUCCCCAGAGACCUCUCUGACCUGGUGCCUGUCACAGCUCUCUAAACCUGGGAGAGCAGCAGCCGAGGACCACAAGCCAGGCACUGCAGGGCCGGACACCAGUGGACACAGACAGCUGGACAAGAGGGUCAAAGCUGGGCAGUGGCAAGCGCUGGUGGCCAUCCGUACACAGCACAUUAAAGGAGGAAGCAGUGGGAUAGCUCGAUUCCGAGGCCAGGGUGGACUGCGCACUCUCCUGGACCUGCUAAAGCACCCUGAGUGUUCCAGGAAGACUCUGGACCUGGCUCUCAGCAUCCUGGCUAACUGCUGCACAGAGAGACAGACACGAGUUGAGGUUAGGAAGCUUGAUGGAAUAUCUAUUGUGGUGGGUAUUUUGAAGAAGAAUGUAGCCAUGGAGACGAUCCAGAACAGAGCAGCCCGGGCCUUGGGGAACUUGGCCAUGGACCCAGAGAGUUCCACACUUAUCCACUCUGCCGGUGGUGUUCCACUCCUGCUCCUCUGCGUCUCUCUUGCAUCCGCCCCAUCCCCUCCCUCUGAUGACCCACUGGAAGCCCCUUCCUCUAAACUAGAGUGUGCUCAGUCGGCUGCCCGUGCAAUCCUCUACCUUGCAGACACCCCCUCAAACCGCCUUUUACUGCUCACCCAGGGUACACUAACUGCUCUCGCCCCGCUCAUUGCUCCAGAGUACCCUCUGGGGCUGAGGAGAGCAGCACUCCGGACCCUCCAUGAGCUCACAAGGGGCUGUGGUGUAGAGUGUGCUAGAGAGGUGUCCCGAUCUGGGGUUCUAGCUCAGCUAGGUGUCAUGGCUUCGGGAGAGGCCGAUAAACCUUUUGAGGAGCUUGCGUUGAAAACCUUGGCCAACAUGUGCACUCAAGGCUGCUUACGUCCUCUGGUGGGUUCCCUGGGGGUAAUCCAGAAGUUUACAGAGGAGGUCAAGAAGGACGGCCUGAAGUCUGGAGUGUUCCUCAAGGCACUCUGCUUAUGCUGCAAAGAGGCAGUGAACCGGGCCAAAGUGAAGGAGAGCGGCGGUCUGGAGGUGUUGAUUGGCUUCCUUGGUGUCCAUCGGAGCCACCCCCUCGACCGAUUGGUCAUUCUGGCUUGUGUUGACUUUGUCUAUGACGAAGCUGCCCUGGAACAGUUACAAGAAUUGGGAAUAGUCCCCCUGCUAGUUGCUCGGUUAGUGGAGCUGGCUAAAGGUGAGGAGCCAUCUGCUGGGAAGAUGGAUGUGAGCCUCACCUCUACCAUGUUUGCUUCAGAGCUGCUGUCUACGUCAUGUUUCGACUCAUUUGACUUCCCUCCCCCAGAGGGGAACAGGAAAGAGGAGAUGGGGAAGGAGCAUGUCCUUGGGUCAUCCAGCUUUCUUAGCCUGAGGUCCUGGUUGGUGUCUGAAGGGUUGAUCUCCUCUGAGGGGGAUCUUCUUGACUCUCCUGGAGGCACGGAGGGAGAUUGGGGGAGUCUUCAUAUCCCCUCUUCUUCCCAAACCUCUUCCACUGACUGUCAUUCCCCUUUAAAAUGCUUAUCUCCUACCCACUCACUACCUUCCUCCACUCCCUUAUCCGCACCCGAAUCUCAGAGUCAAUCCACUCCCUCUACCUCAACGAGUUCUCCAGCUCAGGUCCACAUGUCAUCUCCCUCAAAAACCGCUGAUCUGUCUCCCUGUGUCCCUCUGCCCUCCUCUACCUCCACCCCCCGAGCCCAGCCCAUCUCCUCUACCUCCACCCCCCGAGCCCAGCCCAUCUCCUCUACCUCCACCCCCAAGCCCAGCCCGGCUCCUCUACCUCCACCCCCAGAGCCCAGCCCGGCUCCUCUACCUCCACCCCCCAAGCCCAGCCUAGCUUCUCUACCUCCACCCCCGAGCCCAGCCCAUCUCCUCUACCUCCACCCCCGAGCCCAGCCCAUCUCCUCUACCUCCACCCCCGAGCCCAGCCCAUCUCCUCUACCCGCCUCCUCUACCUCCACCCCCCGAGCCCAGCCCGGUUCCUCUACCUCCACCCCCCGAGCCCAGCCCGCCUCCUCUACCUCUUCUCUCCCUUCCCCCACUAUCCCACCCCUCACUCCCGUCUCCCCAUCCAAGUUCUCCUCCCCUCCACGGAAAAGGCCACGUGUCCCCUCAACCACCCGCUCUAGUGUGGUGCCCCUCGACACCCCUCCCACAGUGUCCCGACCCCAGGCCUACCACCACCCCUACCACCCUGAGCCUUGGGCCCCAGAGUCUCCCAUCCUGCUGCUGCUCUCACGCUUCUCUCAUGCCACGGAUCCCAGCGCUGCUCUGGUCAACUCAGGCAUCAUCUCUGGCCUACUGUUCUACCUCAGCCAGCAUCAGGACCCCAGCGGCAGGUGCUUCCGCAUGCUGUGCCGGCUGAGCUGCAACCCCAACUGUCUGCAGGCGCUGGUCAGGACUGGCUCAGUGGCUCUGAUCCGCCACCACCUGGUCCAGAGAGGGAGUGACCCUGAGAGUUGGGGAGCUGGAGAGAGGCAGACUGAUAGGGUCAAGGCCAAAGUGAAACAGCUUGGUCUUGCUCUGCUUAGUAACCUACGCGUUCAGUGUGAGUCUGGAUUUGGUUCUGGAGUCCUGAGCCAUGUGAUGCUGUCAGGCUCGGAGUCAGACAAGCUGAACUGUGCCCUGUCUCUACCACUAGUAAAUGGUAACAAGGUUCUGUUGAAGAAGCUUCUUCUAGACAACGGUGGUCUACUCUUGGCUCUGGAGCCCCUUGGAUGUAAUGAGGACGAGGAAGAGGAAGACCAUCACACCAGUGAAUGCCGACGACUCCUCUCCGAUUGUCUCAACUCACCACAACAUGUCUCCGCCCCCCAGCUCCACUCUCUAUAUUUCUCCCUGCUGAUUGGAUGCCUCUCUAGUCUGAUGGGUUGCCCCAAAACAGUACUGGCUAAAAGAAGGUGCAGGGUACUCAGUCCUAUCAAACCCCUGUCAGUCUCACAAACCGGUAAAGCUUCACCCCCUCCCUUAAAAAAGCCUCGUCUGGUCAAUAUCUGUCCUUACAAUGACUCAACCUUUGACCUCCUCUUCCUACUGGACGAUGGGAGCCAGGUGUCAGCCAAUAGGGAAGCAGUGGCUGGGGCGGAGGGAACCGAGGUGGUGGGGUCAGAGUACUUCAGGGCCCUGUUGAGGGGGGGCUUUGGAGAGGCUCAAGGGAAAACUGGGGAGGCCAUCCCUAUCAGGGAUGUGAGCCAAGGCAUGCUGCUACCUGUACUGCACUAUCUGCAUGGCUGUCGCCUGAACAAGGACGGAGAUACUGCAGAGGAACAGGGGGAUGAGACAGAGAGAGAAGGCAGAGGAGAGUGUCAGAUUUUGGGAUCCUUGGCCUCUGAAGGACUGGGUGUCUGGAGAGACGGGGCAGAAGAACCCUCACCAGAGGCACAGGGCUUCCAGAAGACCCCCCUAGCUGAGACGAUGGUGGGGGCCUGUAGGUUUUUGGUGACAGAGUUGCAGAGGGAGGUGGAGGAUCUGUGUGUGUCUUUGCUGUCCUGCUCUGCCAAGAAUGCUGGUCGAAUUGCAGAUGUUGGCAAAAAACCUCCAUCUAACAUGGACCAAUAUGGGUCAGAUGGAGAGUCUGCUGACGAGAGCCUGGCAAACCGCACAUCUGGACUAGAGUUGAGUGGUUCUGAGGCCCAGACAGACUCCUUGGCCCCCACAGUGACAGCAGGCCAGGCUGUGUCACUACAUGGCUCUGGACUCCAACUCUGUCAGCAGACAGAGGGUAGACGACACUCUGCCCCUGGACCAGGCCAGAAGGGCGAUAGUGCACCAAAGACAACCUCAGGACUGGAGACUUGUGUCAAUCCUCUGAAAUCAAGUUCUGCCUCUAAGUGCUGCAAAAGACGUUCUAAACUGCAGAGUGUUUCAAACACACAGAAGGUUGCGGAUUCUGUACAGGACUCUAAAGUUGGUUCUGGUAGAUGGACCCUCCUACCACAGGUGUAUUGGUUUUCCCAGCGGUACAGCUAUCCUGGACUGGGCAGGGCCUGUCUGUCCCUACUGCUGGGCUCUCAGGGCUCCUCCCAGCCCCGCCCUUCUUCCCUGGCUGCAGACUGCCUGCGCAGACUGGCCAGAGAGGCAGACUGUACAGAGACUCUGAAACGUGACCUAGUGAGUCUGGCCACCAUGGCCCUGAGCUGAGAGGGGGAGGGCUAGGAGAAAGUUGGGUGGGGAUGGAGGUGAAGAGAGGAGAAACAGAGGAUCAAGUAUGAGGAUAUUAUUAGGAAUGGUAUGAGAUCAUGUGAUUGUCUCUCCAAUGACACUGAAGUUAACGUUUGCCAGUGUGAAAAUGUAUUUUAUGUUCAAAAGUCUUUACAACAUGAUUAGCCUUCCUUCCUUCCUUGUGAAUAUCUGUCUUUGUCUCACAACAAAUAACCUUUAUAUUCCAAUAUUGGUGUUUACAAAGUAAUUGACGUUUGAAUUAUUUUCUUCAGAAUAGUACAUUUAUAUUUAAAGGAGUCAUGCGGCCGUUUAAAGGGAUGGGUUCUCAGACAAUGAAUCAUGAGGAAAAUCAUUUUUAUCUCAUGGUGCACUGUAAAUUAAGUUAUAUUAUAAUUAAAACAUUAGCAUAAUGUAAUAUGCUAAAUACUUUUGUUGCAUGUAAUGUUAACUUUUUUUUAUGUUUUCAGUUUGAUUUUGAAGUAUACACAGAGCUGUCCUGUAAAUGUCCUGUAUUGACUUGGAUGACUCUAAUAAUCAGGGUGGGACUGGGUGCCAUGUUGUAUAUGCUGUAAAUAAAGAGAACUUUAGGAGUAGCUGCAAGGUGAAGAUAACAGAGAUCAGCUUUCACUCGCCUCAUGUGAAUCCACGUUCCUCAUUAAAUCUGUUUAAAAUGUC